AUGUCAAUCUCCACCCCCACCAACCAGGUCCGCCUAACCAAUGUGGCCGUGGUUCGGAUGAAGCGUGCUGGGAAACGCUUCGAAAUCGCCUGCUACAAACACAAGGUCGUCGGCUGGCGGAGUGGUGUGGAAAAAGACCUUGACGAAGUUCUGCAGACCCACUCAGUGUUUGUAAAUGUUUCUAAAGGUCAAGUUGCAAAGAAGGAAGAUCUCAUCAGUGCGUUUGGAACAGAUGACCAAACUGAAAUCUGUAAGCAGAUUUUGACUAAAGGAGAGGUUCAAGUAUCAGAUAAAGAACGGCACACGCAGCUGGAGCAGAUGUUUAGGGACAUUGCAACAAUCGUAGCAGACAAACGUGUGAAUCCUGAAACAAAGAGACCAUACACUGUUAUCCUUAUUGAGAGAGCCAUGAAGGAUAUCCACUAUUCAGUCAGACCCAACAAAAGUACAAAACAGCAGACUUUGGAAGUGAUAAAACAGUUAAAAGAGAAAAUGAAGAUAGAACGUGCUCACAUGAGACUUCGAUUCAUUCUUCCAGUGAAUGAAGGGAAGAAGCUGAAGGAAAAGCUCAAGCCAUUGAUCAAGGUUAAAAGUGAAGACUACAGUCAACAGUUAGAAAUUGUAUGUCUGAUUGACCCAGGCUGCUUCAGAGAAAUUGAUGAGCUAAUUAAAAAGGAGACAAAAGGCAAAGGUUCCUUGGAAGUACUGAAUUUGAAAGAUGUGGAGGAAGGAGAUGAGAAAUUUGAAUGACAUUCAUCAGUGUCUUCAGCUAUAAAACACAAAAGUGUUUUCAUUUCCCAUGGUACUGUUUCCUUUCUGUGGCCCGCCAAAUACUUGUUCAAACUGUUUGACAUUUUCCAUCUCUGGGUUAAACAUCUACACAAGAAGACUUUCCUACAUCAGUUUAAUAAUGUGGGAUUAAUUUAGUUUUAAUUAUAAAUUGGGGUGUUAGGGUAAAAUGAAAAAUCCAAGAUAUGUAAUCCAGACUGACAUUCUGCUAUCUCAUAACCUUUAUUUGAGGCAACUCUUGUGGAUGUAUAAAGUCAACAGGUUUGCACAUUACAGUAAGUAAUAUUUGGGGGAUGUGUCUGUGUGACAAGAAGGGAGCAUUUGCUGGGAGAAAAAGCAUAAUGUAUUAUUUCUGCUCAAUGAAAUGUGUAUAUAGGGUUAACUGUAUUGUGGCCUAAUAUAAAAGUUUGAAUGAAGACUUCCUGAUUAUCUGAAAAAUAGAUAUAUGGUAACAGUACAGGACUUAAAUAAUUUUCAUUGAACAUGCCGCCAUGACUUACAUUAUUCUUGGUAAAAAUCAAGUCAUUUAUUCUAAUUCUUAAAAUUUAUAAUAUAUAUUAAAAUAGCUAAAACUAUAUGUAAUAAGUAAAACCACUCUUAUUUUUGUUCAACUAUGGCUUGUGUGUCUAGACAGCUUCCUAAUAACUCCCUUUCUUUUCUCUGUCUUUUGUCUAAUAGGGUUGGGAAGUUGUUAGGAGGAAUAAAUAAAUCAGCAAUAUGCAGAUUGUUUAGUACAGGGCCUGUUCUGAGAUAAAUGCCUGAUAAAUCUUAGCUAAUAUUAUUUGGGAUUUAAUUGAAUAUAACUUUUUAGCAUUUGAACACUAAUAUGG
Messenger RNA from Choloepus didactylus (southern two-toed sloth), 1619 nucleotides. RefSeq names its product ribosome maturation protein SBDS-like. NCBI's taxonomy places the organism in Eukaryota, Metazoa, Chordata, Mammalia, Pilosa, Megalonychidae. The record is from RefSeq and is a predicted model, not a curated record. Gene Ontology annotation, biological process: cytosolic ribosome assembly; ribosome biogenesis.